AACAGUGUUUUGUUUUUGAUUGAGCUAUUAUUAGGUAUUAUUGCAAAUAUCGACAUACGAUACAUCAACAUUUUAUUAUGUGUCCUACGAGAUCAACGGUGAAAUGCUUUGUGCCAAUGGCCAUCCUCAGUUUCCAUCUUUGUCUCUGCGACCUCCGCUAUUCCAUCCCGGAGGAGAUGCGACGAGGAUCUACCGUCGGAAAGAUUCAUCAGGAUUUAGGAACGGACUCGAAAACUCUGGCAUCUCGCAAACCUCGUUUGGAUUUUGAGAGCAGUAAACGAUACUGCGACAUCAACCCGCAAACCGGAGAGCUCAUUGUAAAUGAGAGGAUCGACCGGGAGGCUUUGUGCGGUCAAAAACCUUCCUGCGCCAUUCAUUUUGAUUUCUUCCUCGAGAACCCUUUAGAACUGCACCGAGUGACGUUGGAAAUACAGGACAUAAACGACAACGCUCCAAAAUUUAGAAAUGAAGCCAUUGAUUUGGAGAUUCACGAGUCUGCGGAUAAAGGCGCUCGCUUUUCUUUGGACGAAGCUUAUGAUCCGGAUUCUGGUGCUUACAGUGUGCAGAGCUACACCCUGUCUACCAAUGAACAUUUUGUUCUGUCCGUUCAAACGGCUGCUAAUCGCGGUAAAAUCCCUGAAAUUGUGUUGGAAAAAGAGCUCGACCGGGAGAAGCAGGACCGCGUAUCUCUGAUUUUGACUGCCUACGACGGAGGCUCUCCACAGAGGACUGGCACGGUGCGUGUGAACAUCCGCGUUUUAGAUGCAAACGACAAUGUCCCUGUUUUUUCGCAGCCUGUCUAUGAGGUGAGUCUCCCUGAAAACGUCCAGUUAGAGACCGUGGUAGUCAAAGUCAGUGCCAGUGAUGCAGACGAGGGAGCGAAUGGGGAUGUGACGUAUGAAUUUAGUUACCUAUCCAUCGACGCUGAAAACCUAUUUGCGAUUGAUCAGGAAACGGGUGAGAUUAAAGUUAAAGGAGAGAUCGAUUAUGAAGAGUCUUCCUCAUUUGAGCUCCGGAUAAGAGCUAAAGACGGAGCAGGGCAGGCAACAUCCUGCACAGUUCUUAUUAACGUUGUGGAUGUGAACGACAACGCUCCAGUGAUUAUAAUUAAAUCUUUGAACACACCUGUGCCCGAGAACCUGCCCUCUGGCUCAGAAAUUGGCAUCAUAUAUGUUCAAGAUAGAGACUCUGCAUCUAACGGUGAUAUUAGAUGUGUCAUAAAAAAGAAAACACCGUUGAAAUUAGUCCAAUCUGUCAAGAAUCACUUUUCACUGGUUACUACAACCGAGCUGGAUCGUGAGACACAGGCAGAGUACAACAUCUCCUUGACUGCGACGGACGGAGGUUCCCCGCCUCUCCAGUCUUCCAAAACUUUUCAGCUAAGUGUGGCCGACUGGAAUGACAACGCGCCUGUGUUUGAAAAACAGUUAUAUAGUGCUCACGUUGCAGAAACCAAUUCGCCUGGUAUGCCUCUUUUAUCAGUCACGGCACAAAACCCGGACUGGAGACAGAAUGGCACUGUAGUUUAUUCUCUGUUGCCCUCUGAUGUCAAUGGCGCACCGGUGUCCUCCUUUUUAUCCAUUAACGGAGACACCGGGGUCCUUCAUGCCGUGAGGUCGUUUGAUUACGAGCAGAUGAGAAGUUUCAAAGUGCUCGUGUUAGCCAGAGACAACGGGUCUCCUCCUCUGAGCAGUAACGUGACCGUGAGUGUCUUCAUAACGGAUGAGAAUGACAACUCCCCUCAGAUAUUAUACCCCUCUCCGGAAGGGAACUCCUUGAUGACCGAGAUGGUCCCCAAAGCUGCGCAGGCGGGCUCCCUGGUCUCCAAGGUGAUCGCCGUGGACGCGGAUUCUGGACAGAACGCGUGGCUCUCGUAUCACAUUAUUAAAGCGACUGAUCCGGGACUUUUCACUAUCGGUGUCCACAGCGGAGAGAUCAGGACGCAGCGGGACAUUUCUGAAUCUGACAGCAUGAAACAGAACCUGAUUGUCUCCGUGAGAGAUAACGGACAGUCCUCUCUCUCAGCCACGUGCGCAUUGUAUUUACUGAUAUCAGAUAACUUGGCUGAAGUUCCAGAACUGAAAGACAUGUCUCAUGACGAGAGCAGCUCCAAACUGACGUUUUAUUUGAUCAUCGCGCUGGUGUCCGUUUCCACUUUCUUCCUCACCUUCAUCAUCAUCAUCCUGGCCGUGAGGUUUUGUCGCAGGAGAAAGCCCAGACUGUUGUUUGAUGGAGCUGUAGCCAUUCCCAGCGCGUAUCUCCCUCCAAAUUACGCAGACGUGGAGGGCGCGGGAACUCUCCGCAGCACUUACAAUUAUGACGCAUAUCUGACCACGGGCUCGCGCACUAGUGACUUCAAGUUCAUCAGAUCUUAUAAUGAGGGCACGCUGACCUCUGACCUGACUCUGAAAAAGACUCCGUCCUCUGUGGAUGAUCUUGAAGGACUUGAAGCAGAAAUUGGUGAUUCGCUUCAGAGAAUGUGA
Xyrauchen texanus (razorback sucker) is the source of this 2483-nucleotide messenger RNA. Its product is annotated as protocadherin gamma-A12-like. Bases 78 to 2483 code for a protein of 801 amino acids. The transcript has 3 exons. Gene Ontology annotation, cellular component: plasma membrane. The record is from RefSeq and is a predicted model, not a curated record. Gene Ontology annotation, biological process: homophilic cell-cell adhesion. Gene Ontology annotation, molecular function: calcium ion binding. Lineage: Eukaryota; Metazoa; Chordata; Actinopteri; Cypriniformes; Catostomidae.